GUUGUGUCUUUUUUUUUUGCGCUUGCGCAAGUAGGCUAUUGGUAAAACUCCCCCAAGACCCAUUACCUAAUGAAUGCAGGCAAGGCAUUAAACUGCCACAUGGUCAGCGCCCCAUACCGACCAUCGUGCAAUCCAAUACCUCUGCCCAGGUUGAGCAUGCGAAGUGUGAGACACCAUCUACAUGUCACUACCACCACCGCUAUCGUCGCCGUCGUCAUCGUCGUCUCUCCCCGGGUCUCUCUCUCCUUGCCCACCCACCACCUUCAACGCGGCCCGCCAUACGAUGAGCCAUACGAUGACGGCAAUAUAUCCAAGGCGCGCGCGUCAGCGACCGUCGCAGAGGGUUGUCGACCGGUUCCACGACCGACGAGAGUGACACCCCCAUCUAGUCACCUACGCGAACCCGGCGGUGCAUACCUGUCCCAUCUGGGCCGCAUCAAGAGAUCAUGCAUGCAGCCCUGUAUGGGCUCGUCCUGUGUCAUCACCGGGCACUUGUUCUGCCCUACGGUGGCAUUUUGGUACCACCCUCCGACACCUCGGUUGAAACACUCCGAUCAGGGGGGGCUCGGCCGUCGGCCGCUCCCAAACGCGGUUGGGAGCAAGCAGCCCAGGCGAAUCCUCUCGUGCUCUCGUCCGUAUAUAGUGCUGCGCGUGCGCCCCUAUGCGCCGACGAAUGCAUCCGUGGUAGGGCGCCGGGACGAGUUGGGUGAAGGCAGUUGGAUGAGGGAGGGAUGGAUGGAUGGAUGGAUGAAUGGAUGGAUUUGACCACAACCGUCCGACCGCCACCCGGCCAACUAGUACGUCCCACGUAACCUGCCCAACCUCUAGCCUAGGACUCGGAAACGUAGCCAUUGGCGGCUCCCGCCAGCGCGACGCUCUAAAAAUG
Messenger RNA from Durotheca rogersii, 886 nucleotides. RefSeq lists its product as uncharacterized. The transcript has a single exon. Bases 70 to 765 code for a protein of 231 amino acids. Lineage: Eukaryota; Fungi; Ascomycota; Sordariomycetes; Xylariales; Xylariaceae. The record is from RefSeq and is a predicted model, not a curated record.